Molecule: messenger RNA, 2821 nt
Organism: Ochotona curzoniae (black-lipped pika)
Lineage: Eukaryota; Metazoa; Chordata; Mammalia; Lagomorpha; Ochotonidae
Gene: LIMD1
Product: LIM domain containing 1
Exons: 8
Coding region: 661-2649 (662 amino acids)
Biological process (GO): negative regulation of hippo signaling; regulation of DNA-templated transcription; positive regulation of miRNA-mediated gene silencing
Cellular component (GO): P-body; nucleus; adherens junction
Molecular function (GO): transcription corepressor activity
Source: RefSeq, a predicted model, not a curated record
GCCCCCUUCCCGGCUCCCCGCCUUCCCCAGCGGCCGGCGGGGGCCGUGCGCGACCGGCUAGCGAGCGGCGGGGACUGCUCCCGGCGCACUCACUUCCGCGUCCCGCCGCCGCCAUCGGACAAUGGGCCGCCCGCCCCGGCUCUCGUGAACUUCCUGCAGCUGCCCGGGCCUCUCGUACUGCCCGCACCGCCCCGGGAUCGCAGCCCGCGCGGGAGGAAAGCCGCGGGAACUCCGGCCGCCCCGGGACGCGCCUGCGCCUCCUCCGCGGCCGGCCGGCCCCAGCCGCUGACUUGCUGGCGGUUUCCGAAGUUGGUUGCCUGAGGUGGAUGUGAUUUCGUUUUUCUUUAGCCUAUUUUAUGAUUUAAAAAAAGAGAGAGAGUCUCUGAGUGGGCUGGGAACUGCUGAGCGCCACGAGCCGCCCCCACGUGGACGACCCUGAGGGGCUGGAGAAGUUGCGAACAAAUUUGGUCCCCGCUGGCUUGGAGACCUCAACUUCCGCCGGACUCAAAGUCCCCGGGGUCAUGACCCCCACACCUGGCAGGUGCGGUUGUUUACCUGUCCUGCUCAGGACUUGAAUCCUUGCCCUGCCCUCCAGUGUCUCUACUCCGCCACGCACUCAGCACUGGGCACCUGGGCGGGACCAGGACGCCUGCCGGCAGCAUGGAUAAGUACGAUGAUCUGGGCCUGGAGGCCAGCAAAUUCAUCGAGGACCUGAACAUGUACGAGGCCUCCAGGGACGGGCUCUUCCGCGUGGACAAGGGUGCCAGCAACAACCCUGAAUUUGAGGAGACUCGCAGGGUAUUUGCCACCAAGAUGGCCAAAAUCCACCUGCAGCAGCAGCAGCAGCUCUUGCAGGAGGAGGCCAUGGCCAGGGGCAGCAGAGGCCCUGUCAAUGGCCCACAGGCCCACCAUGAAGCUGCUGGGGCCGGCAGGCUACUGAGGGAGGCUGCCGCCCGGCCCCCUCUGGCUGCCCCCACAGUGGCAGCCACCUCGAUGCAGCCCUCGUACACUGCCCCAGAGCAGAGGGCCCGGCCCUGUGUCCAGAGCGCCAAGCCGGGCAGCCAGGAUUGUGGCUCCAGGGAAGGCCCUGCCAGUUCGGAAAGGUCUGCCCUGCAGCGGCCCGGCAUCUGCGAGGACCCUUCGUGCCUCACUCACGGUGACUAUUAUGACAAUGUGUCCCUUGCAGGCACACAGUGGGGUGAUGCACCCCCAGUGGCCAACAGCACCGGCCUGGGUGUAGGUGGCACGUGGCCUGGCCCCUCAGCGAGUGACCCGCCAUUGCCCAGGCCCUGCGGGGACCGCCGCCUGUACCAGCUACAGCCCUCUCUCAGCCCGAGCAGGUCUCCUGAGCAUGCUCUUGGUGGCCAGGAUGCUGGCAUUGGCAACCGCAGAGCUGAGAAGCCCACAGGCCUUUGGGCCACGGCCUCCUCCCAGCGGCUGAGCCCUGCUCUGUCUUCUCCAGGCUUGGAGAAUGGGGUCCUAGGCUUGGGGCCCAUGCAACCCAGGACCCCGUCCUCUGUCUCAGCAUCCCAGGCCCUAGGCUGCUCUGGUUCGGGGGCGCUUCCCAGAACAGAUUCACGGCUGGGGAGUGAGGUCUCGGGCGUGACAUGCAAACCCGCUGUGGAUCCUCAGCCCUGGUUCCAGGAGGGGCCCAAGUCUUACCUGUCCAGUUCUGCCCCAUCUUCUUCAUUGUCAGCAACAGCCAGCAAGGACAGCUCCCAGCCGGGCACUGUCACAUCAGGCUGUGCAGAUUUCAGCUCAGCUCCCAAGCUCAACCCUGCCAGCCUCAUCCAACCUGCGAUGUCCACUCCGCCUGAACUGCCCCCCAAGGAGAGUCCCCUUGGGUGGUCCUCUGAAGGUAGCGUGGGUCCUGAGCUCCCGGAGAGCUCCUCCCGGGUGAGGCUGCCCUGCCAGACCCUAGCGCCAGGCCCAGAGCUAGGCCCUUCGGCCGCUGAGUUAAAAUUGGAAGCCCUCACCCAGCGCCUGGAGCGAGAGAUGGAUGCCCACCCGAAGGCCGAUUAUUUUGGAGCAUGUGUGAAGUGCAGCAAAGGGGUGUUUGGGGCUGGACAGGCCUGCCAGGCCAUGGGGAACCUCUAUCAUGACGCGUGCUUCACCUGUGCGGCCUGCAGCCGGAAGCUGCGAGGAAAAGCUUUCUAUUUUGUCAACGGCAAAGUGUUCUGCGAGGAAGACUUCCUGUACUCGGGUUUCCAGCAGUCUGCCGACAGGUGCUUCCUGUGCGGCCACCUGAUCAUGGACAUGAUCCUGCAGGCCUUGGGGAAGUCCUACCACCCGGGCUGUUUCCGCUGUGUCGUCUGCAAUGAGUGUCUGGACGGGGUGCCCUUCACGGUGGACUCCGAGAACAAGAUCUACUGUGUCCGCGAUUACCACAAGGUGCUGGCCCCCAAGUGUGCAGCCUGUGGACUCCCCAUCCUCCCUCCCGAGGGCUCAGAUGAGACCAUCCGUGUUGUGUCCAUGGACAGAGAUUACCAUGUGGAGUGCUACCACUGCGAGGACUGCGGAGUGGAGCUAAAUGAUGAAGAUGGCCACCGCUGCUACCCGCUGCAGGACCACCUGUUCUGUCACUCCUGCCACAUCAAGCGGCUGGAGCCGGGCCCCUCGCCCGCGGCCCUCCACCAACACCACUUCUAGCCAGAGCCCCUUGCACACCCCAUGGCGGGCAGCGGGGAGGGGGUGCUGGCCAGAGCUGUGUGGGAAGGCACCUGCCUGUGACUUCCAGUGCUCCUGGUGGACAAUUUGGGUAGAAGAGGAAGGGGGCUAGGCCGGCAAGUCGUGCAUGUGUGUGUGUGUGCGUGUGUGUGAU